Propithecus coquereli (Coquerel's sifaka) is the source of this 469-nucleotide messenger RNA. Its product is annotated as bromodomain-containing protein 1-like. The transcript is spliced from 2 exons. The annotation marks the transcript as partial. Lineage: Eukaryota; Metazoa; Chordata; Mammalia; Primates; Indriidae. The record is from RefSeq and is a predicted model, not a curated record.
AUCAUCGACCCCAAGAUGCCACGAGUACCUGGGCACCACAACGGCGUCACCAUCCCAGCCCCGCCCCUGGACGUGCUCAAGAUCGGAGAGCACAUGCAGACCAAGUCCGACGAGAAGCUGUUCCUCGUUCUGUUUUUUGAUAACAAGAGAAGCUGGCAAUGGCUUCCCAAGUCCAAAAUGGUUCCCCUGGGUAUUGAUGAGACGAUAGACAAGUUAAAGAUGAUGGAGGGGAGGAACUCCAGCAUCCGGAAGGCCGUGCGCGUCGCCUUCGACCGUGCCAUGAAUCACCUGAGCCGCGUCCACGGGGAGCCGGCCAGCGACCUCAGCGACAUCGACUGACGCGGCUCCGGGAGGCGGCCCCGGGCCUCGGGUCCUGUCCAUAGUGUGGAUAGCUGUACAUGUCUGUAUAUUGUUCAAAACUUAACUUAUUCUGAUUUUUAGUCGUAGCUUUCAUUCUUUUUCCCCGGGG